GAUGUCUAGAACGGAGAGAAGUUCUGCCACCCGGACUCUCGAAGCAAACCCUGAGGUGGCCGGCUGGAUUCCGGUGUGCCGGGAGGCCGAGCGUCUGCUCACGCCCUCCCUGCUGUUUCCGGAGGGGCGCAGCAGCUGCGCCUUCGCCAUCAGCCCCCUGUGGGCAUGAGGCUGUGCUGGGGCGCUGCCGGGGGCUGCGGGCCACACCGCGUGUGGUCCGGCCGCCAGGCCGCCCUUAAGCCCUAGAGGAGGUUUAAUUAGGUUAUCAAUCCAGCCGAGGAGGCUGGGUGCAGAAAGGCUCCUCGGUGGAGAGGGAGAAAAAAAAAAAAGAUGAACCAGCGAGACGCCCCUUCCGUUCUCUGAUACCCGAGCUGCAAGCAAACACUUCGGCUGGCCUCCCUGCAAUCUUCGGCAUUGACGAGCAAGUGCCUGUUCCGAUUCAUUACUCAAGCCAUAAGGACAUUUUUUAAAAAGGCACAAAAAUCUGCUAACAUGAGGUGUUGCCACAUCUGCAAGCUUCCUGGGAGAGUGAUGGGGAUUCGAGUACUUCGUUUCUCUUUGGUGGUCAUCCUUGUGUUGCUACUGGUGGCUGGGGCUUUGACCAAUUUACUCCCCAACAUCAAAGAUGACAAGAUGCUCUCUUCACGUAGAGAAAUAAAACCCCAGGGCAAGUCCACCCUGGAUUCCUUUACUGUCAUAAUGCAGACAUACAACAGGACAGAUCUCUUAUUGAGACUUUUGAAUCAUUAUCAAGCCAUACCACACCUGCAUAAAGUGAUUGUAGUGUGGAAUAAUGUUGGGGAAAAGGGACCAGAUGAAGUAUGGAAUUCUUUAGGGCCUCACCCAGUCCCCGUGAUUUUCAAAGUACAAACAACAAACAGGAUGAGGAAUCGACUCCAGGUUUUCCCUGAAGUGGAAACCAAUGCGGUGUUAAUGGUAGAUGAUGACACGCUGAUUAGUGCACAGGACCUCACUUUUGCCUUCUCAGUUUGGCAGCAAUUUCCUGAUCAAAUUGUAGGAUUUGUUCCCAGAAAGCAUGUUUCUACUUCAUCAGGUAUCUAUAGCUAUGGAGGAAUGGAAUUACAAACUCCAGGGUUUGGAAAUGGUGACCAGUACUCUAUGGUGCUGAUUGGAGCCUCAUUCUUCAAUAGCAAAUAUCUUGAACUCUUUCAAAGGCAACCUGCAGCUGUCCAUGCUUUGAUAGAUGAAACUCAAAACUGUGAUGAUAUUGCCAUGAAUUUUAUGAUUGCCAAGCACAUUGGGAAGACAUCAGGGAUAUUUGUGAAACCCAUAAAUCUCAUCAAUUUGGAAAAAGAGACCAAUGGUGGUUAUACUGGAAUGUGGCAUCGAGCUGAACAUUUUCUGCAGAGGUCUUAUUGUAUCAAUAAGCUAAUUAAUAUCUAUGAUAGCAUGCCUUUAAAGUACUCCAACAUUAUGAUUUCACAGUUUGGUUUUCCAUAUGCCAACCAUAGAAGUAAAUUGUGAAAGUAGAGCAAACGAAAACACACCUGAAACCUGGGUGGCAGUUGAGUAGCUCUUCCAUGCUGUAUGCUUUGUUGUUUGAUUGUUACUGAUUAAAACAACAUCAUUUUUUUUUUUUUAGUUGAAGCCCAAAAUGCUUGUUUCACAAAAGCCUGUUGGUAUAGGGAAAAGCCAUGUGGGAGGGAAGGGUCUCAAUCCCAUAGGAAAACAUGAGGAAAAUUGAUGGCUGCCAGUCCUUCUCUUGUGGCUCUCGCAGACUUCCAAAACUCAUUCAUCCCAGCACGAUUUUGAUGCAACUGUCAGUGCCCUUAUAUUUGUUAAUAUCAGUCUGUUGUGACUGAGAAGGUCAAUUUUAGUAGCUGAAGGAUGUUUGGAUGUUUGCUUGGCUUUUGUACUUACUGCAUGAGUCACAGAAUAUUGCAGCCUAUGUUUCUUAUAUGCAACUUAAUGUUUAGCAAGUAGUAGUUGUGUUGUUAGAUUAAAUAGGACAUUUUGUCACUGAAUCUGACCUUAAGAAUUUAUGAUAAUUCUAACAUUUUAUAUAAAGUGUGUGUUGUUUAAGAAAUGGGUAUGAAGCACUUUAUAAGAAAUGAUUAAGUAAUAUCUGGAAGAAAUUAAAACCUUUAGUAUCAAAAGAUCAUUAUUGUUAAAACAGGUUAUCUUAUGAAUACUAAAAGUAGUGUGUAUUAUACAUACACAUACAGUGGAACCAAAAAAAUUUUUUUUCCAGAAAAGGUCCAAGGCAACAUUGGGCUAUUGGUCAUCAUGACAUUUUAGUUACAUAGAUCCAGGAAAAACUUAAAACUGAGUCACAGCAGAGGAAUUCUGCAUGAGUUUAAUAACGAGACUCUGUAUGUGAAUUACUGUCUGUUCCAGCCCAUGUGUGGCAAGGAAUGCUCAGUUAUACCUCUGUCUACUACUUUCUCCUCCGGGUUUUCCUGUUGCUUUUCCUCCAUCUCCUCCCAUAAUUCUGUAUACUUUUAGCAUUUCAAAGCUGUGAGAAUAUUAUAGUUAAUGUUACAAAAAUGAAAUAUUUGUACAGUUAGGUUAGUGUAGUGAGUAUGUUACCUUCUUAACAUUGGUAUAUGCAUGUCUUAACGCAAAUCAAAUUAAGAAAAAAAAACGAGCUUGGAACUUCAGUAAAGAUCAAUAAUGUAGACUGUCUUCUUUGUUCAACUUCAAACUUACCAAUAGUUGUUUUUUUGUUUGUUUGUUUG
Ochotona princeps (American pika) is the source of this 2699-nucleotide messenger RNA. It is a transcript of the gene EXTL2, whose product is annotated as exostosin like glycosyltransferase 2. Lineage: Eukaryota; Metazoa; Chordata; Mammalia; Lagomorpha; Ochotonidae. The coding region runs from base 493 to 1485 and encodes 330 amino acids. Gene Ontology annotation, molecular function: glycosyltransferase activity. Gene Ontology annotation, cellular component: membrane. The transcript is spliced from 6 exons. The record is from RefSeq and is a predicted model, not a curated record.